This is a messenger RNA of Plasmodium malariae, 774 nucleotides long. Lineage: Eukaryota; Apicomplexa; Aconoidasida; Haemosporida; Plasmodiidae. The record is from the annotation of a RefSeq genome assembly.
AUGGGACUAAAAAUUAAGUUAAAAUUACUUAUUAAAAUUUAUGCGUUUAUAUUUUUAAUAUAGAUACGUUAUUUUAACAAUAAUAUAAGCACCCUUAACAUAUAUACUAAUGAGGACUUGAGGCUUGGUAAAAUAUCCAAUACAAAAAAUGAUCGAUUACUAGCAAAGUACAAACAGCAUACGAAUUCAAAUAAUUUAGAGUUAAAAGAUAAUAUAAUAAAUAAUGGAGAAUUCAAAAAAACAAAUAUAACUAAUAAUGAAAUAUGGGAUAAAAGAAAAAAUGAACAAUUUAAUAGAAGUUUGUUAAAUAAGUCCCAAUACUAUACAGAAGUUAUCGUUUAUGUUAAUGGAAUAUUUGAUGGAAAGCAUUUUCAUUUUGAAAAAAAAUGAAUCAAAAAAAAAAAUUAUGAUCAUUUUUUUGAAAAAAAAAGAAGAAUUGGUGAUAUAUCUUUAAAAAAAAUAAAGUUUAGAAUUUACGGAUUUGGAGUUGCUAUAUUUUUUAUUUUUACCUUGUUUGGAAAGGGAUUACCCAUUUUACAUGGUAAAGGAUUAUUGAAAAUCACUGAGGAGUGGCUUAGAGAUAAGGGACUAUUCUGAAUAUUAUGGAAUCUUAUUAAUGAAAUACUAGAAUCAAAUAACCUUGAAUUAUAUAAUUUAUAUUUAGUAUUAUAUUUGCUAUUUUUCCUUAUAUUAUCUAUUAUUGUUACAUUUGUAAUUUUUAAGAUAUUAGGAAAUAAAGAAAAAUAUCAAAAAAUUAUGUUGAUGAAAGAGUAA